GGGAACCAGGGAGGGGAGGGGAGGGGAGGGGAGGAUGGGCCUGGCAGAUGGAGAGAGGGAGAAACUUCUCCUGCCCAGGUUCCCCCAGAACAGCCUCAGGUGUCCCAAUCCUGGAAAAAGUCACUGAGAGGGACAGGAAUGGGAACAGCUGGAGCUGGGAGUCCUGUGGAGCUGCUGGAGGUGCCACCUGGGCUGUCCCCUGUGUCACCAGCUCCUGCCCCACCCCACUGCCCCCUCGAUCCCAAGGGAUGGGGAUCCCUGGAUUUGGGACAGCCGGAUCCCUCAGCUCCCUCCCUGCCACCCAAACCACCCCAGGGCUCCACAGCUCUGUGCUGCCCCUGUGCCCCACCCCGGGCCACCCUGCCCUGCCCCCGCAUGGAACCGGCCCCUCUGUGACAUCAGCCCGGCCUGGUGGCGCCGCUGCCACCACCAGAGGUGACACCCGGGUUCUGCCACUGCCACCCGCGCUGGCACCGAUGGCUUUGCUGGGGCUGCUCGUGCUGCUGGCCCUGGCCCGGCCCGGGGGGGCCACCUGGGACACCUGCAGGGGCACCUGCGGGCUCCGGCCCUUGGCUUUCGACCACAGCUCGCUGGUCCGCGACUACGAGCGCUCUGGCGGCGACUCGGGAGCUUCGGGCUCUUCUGGCGGCGCCGCUGCUGCCAAGAAUGGCCCCGGUGUCCCCUCGGGGAGCUGGCCCGGCAUCGUCAGCAUCCGGGCCACCCUGGAGAACGGCACGUGGCACAUGUGCACCGGGGCGCUCAUCCACCCGCAGUGGGUGCUGUCGGUGGCGCGGUGCUUCAUCGAGGUCAGGGACGUGUCCCCAUGGACGGUGCUGAUCGGGGCCACAGACCUGAGCCAGCCCGGCCCCGAGGCCAAGCAGCUGCGCGUCAGGAGGAUCCUGAUGCACCAGGACUACAAGGCGGACUCGGAGUGGAACAACAUCGCCGUGCUGGAGCUGGACCAGCCCGUGGAGUGCAGCGACUACAUCCAGCUGGCCUGCGUGCCCGACGGCUCCCUGGCCGUGCCCGAGCUCAAAACCUGCUACAUGGCGGGCUGGAAAGCUGCCCCGGACAGCGGAGCCGUGCUGCAGGAGGCCAAGGUGCGGCUGAUGGACGCCCAGCUGUGCAACAGCAGCCGCUGGUACGGGGGGGGGCCGUGCACCCCCAGGACCUGUGCGCGGGGUACCCGCGGGGCGGCAUCGACACCUGCCAGGGGGACAUCGGGGGGACCCCUGGUGUGCAAGGACAACGAUGGUGACUACUUCUGGCUGGUGGGACUGGCCAGCUGGGGCGAGGGCUGUGCAGGUGACAAGCGACCCGGGCUGUUCACGUCCACCCAGCACUUCCACGGAUGGAUCCAGGUGCAGAUGGGGCUGGUCCCCGCUGGCACGAAGAGUCCAGAGCCAGCCCCGACUGUCACCGUUGUGGGUGAGCCGGCAGAAACGGUACCAGAACCAGAGCCAGUACUGAUCCCCGAGCUGGAACCCGUACCAGUAACUGGAGCAGAAGAAGAACAGCAAGAAGAAGAAAUAGAAGAAGUAGAAGAAGAUAUUGAAGAAGCAGAAGAAGAUAUAGAAGAAGCAGAAGAAGAUGAAGAAGAAGCAGAAGAAGAAAUGGAAGAAGCAGAGGAAGAUGUAGAAGAAGCAGAAGAAGUAGAAGAAGAAGUAGAAGAAGAAGCAGAAGAAGAAGAAGAAGGAGAAACGUUUAUUACAGUUUCAUUCCCCAAGAACAUCCUGCUGAGGUUCUUCGGGACUCUGCAGGAGUUCCUGGAGUUCCUGAGGGACAAAAUUGAUUGAGCAGGAGGGGGAGCAGAUCUGGAUUCUGGGGAUCCCCACCAUUCCCUGGCUGUGCCAAAGCCACCCCCGGUGCCAGGGCUGCUCUGUCCUGCACCCACCCUGGAGAUGAACUUGUGUUUGUUAUUGAAAUAGAGUUGUUCCUAAUGAUCCUCCAGCCC
Messenger RNA from Oenanthe melanoleuca, 1954 nucleotides. Its product is annotated as acrosin-like. Gene Ontology annotation, biological process: proteolysis. Gene Ontology annotation, molecular function: serine-type endopeptidase activity. The record is from RefSeq and is a predicted model, not a curated record. The coding region runs from base 48 to 1796 and encodes 582 amino acids. NCBI's taxonomy places the organism in Eukaryota, Metazoa, Chordata, Aves, Passeriformes, Muscicapidae. The transcript has 5 exons.